Molecule: messenger RNA, 1806 nt
Organism: Lizanozyma spartinae
Lineage: Eukaryota; Fungi; Ascomycota; Pichiomycetes; Serinales; Debaryomycetaceae
Gene: DLT1
Product: Defect at low temperature protein 1
Exons: 4
Coding region: 1-1806 (601 amino acids)
Source: RefSeq, a predicted model, not a curated record
AUGUCCACGACAGGACGAGCGGCAUCUGCUCCUUCAAAGCCUCGCAUACGUCCUAUUGAACAACUACCGUGGUACCAUCAGCUUGUGGUGAACUGGCUUAUCACGGAUCCCAAUCAGUUCAGCAAGCAAGCGCAUAAAAGCAUAACCAAGAACUACCAGGUGCAGAAUUACAAAGGUAGUCGGUACCUCUUUAUAUUUGGCGGUAGAUGGCGUACUCUCAAGUCUAAACCCAUCCAUGUGGCGGCAACUAUCAUAUUACUUGUUCCUGCGAUUGUCUUUUGGGCAACAGAAGCCAGAUGGUGGUGGACAAGAUACAGUCCAUCAGUAGUGAUACUAUUUACAUAUGUAUGGGGGUUGUGUUUCAAUUUCUUUAUCAAUUCUGCGGUUUCUGAUCCUGGCAUAGUGCCUAGGAAUAUUCAUAUCCCCGGUGAUUUGGGUGGAGGUCUUACCGAAGAUGAUUCUUUCACUAAGGUGAUCCACCCGCCGAUGGAAUACUUUAAUGUCAUUACACUUCCUCAUAAAGGGGACGCUGUUAAGGGUGUUAUUACGACAUGGCGAACAUUAUCGCUGUUGGGUUUUGCAACGAUCACUCCACUUGACGUGGUGCUCCAAACGUUUGGCUCUCAAACUUGGGGAAUCAAGAUUUUUGUGGUGAUUGCUGAUUAUAUUGUGUUCUUUAUCCUUUUAUUGGUGAUAUACUUUCUGCGGAUGUACAAGUCACGAGCUGCUCUUCGGGACAUAACUUCCAGUUCGGCUUACAUGCCGUUUGAAGGUGAUUUCCCGACCGAAGUGUUCCAGGCCAUUGACACCAAGUUAUCUCAAUGUGUUGGAGAGAUCAGAGUUAAGGCGGGCCCACUCUAUAAUGAAAAGGAGAUAAUUAAUCAUCCAGGACUCUCGCCGCCAGCUUAUGUACAGAAGAGAAACGAAAGACUAUUUAAAGAUACAACAACCUCCGGUAGGUUGCUUCCACCAGAUGCUUGCUAUGAGGACAUUAUCAAAUCGUUGGGUGACAAGUUGAUGAUCGAUCAAAAGUUUUUGAAUUCAGUGGAGUUCCCCCCGUCUUUCACCAUUAGAGAAUUGAUGAUGUUUUUGGUUAGGACGUUCCGAGUUGAGGAGCAAGGCGUUGAUGGUGAUAAGAUUGUUGAGUUGUAUGAGAAGUUUCGGUUUGGACCAGAUUUGAUAAAAGAGGAAGAAAUGUUUGAAUUCAUUGUGCUAUUUGAUAAGUUGGGCCAAGCAGUUCAUGCAAAUCAGAAUGGAUUUCUUGAUGGAACUCCCCAAGACCAGAAUGAAAUAUUAGGAGUCUCAUUAAGAGGUAUGCCUUUUGCUAGUGGGAGAAGACGAAGUGCGUAUGGUCUGGACUGGGCUUCUGUUUUCGAUGAAUACGAUACUGCAAGUGCGUUAGAAGGUAUGCCUGAAGUAUCCAGAGAGAUGACCAGAGGUACCUUAAGAUCUGUUUGGCGUACGUCAUAUGUUGAUCUGAACGAAAUGAAUAGAAGACGCCCUACUCGAAAAUCCAGUGAUGAUUCAAUCGCAACACAACCUAAAGAUCGCCUACAGGUUAGACCACAUCCUAGUUUUACAAGUGCUAGUUUAUCGAGUUCAUUAGUGAGAAAUCGUUUGAGCUUAUCAGAGAGCAGAACCUCGCUCAAACAAAGAUCCAUUCAGCAAGAAAGUGAAUCUGAUGACGAGUUUGGAGUUUACGACUUCAGAAGAAAGUCCAUUGGCGAAGAACCAAGAGCCAUAGAAAGAACACCGCCACCACCAUCAAAUGAAGAUAAUCUUUCAACAUCCAGUUCUAUUGUUUAA